GAAAAAUGUAAAAUAUUUUUGGAAAAUGCGAUAAGAAAUCGCACAAGUAACAAACUCGUUCUAAUGCUUAUCGAUGCAUGGCGAUCGGAAUUUCUCUUUGGUUCACAUGAAAAUAAUCAUAUGCCAUUUUUGAAUAGAUUACGUCUUUUCGAUCACGUAUCAUCAUAUAACGCUCAUCUUCAACCACCAACCGUGACAAUGCCUAGAAUAAAGGCUAUAACAGCUGGUAUAAUUCCCUCAUUUGUUGAUGUUCUUUUAAAUUUUGCUUCCGAUUCGAUGAACGAUGAUAAUAUAAUUGAUCGCUUAUGGAAAUCUGGCCGCAGAUUGAUGUUUUGUGGCGAUGAUACUUGGUUGAAAUUGUUUCCUGGUCGAUUUCUUGAUCGAUCUGAAGGCAUUGUAUCCUUUUAUGUCAAUGACUAUAUAGAAGUUGGUUUACUAAUUUCAUCGCCAUCAAUUUCUUUAAUUUUUCGGACCUCUUUAUUCUCGAACGAUUGGACAGCAUUCUCUGAUCUUCAGGUGGAUAAUAACGUGACACUUUGUUUGAAAAAAGAACUAACUAACGAAACGAUUUCUACAUGGGAUGUUAUGAUACUGCAUUAUUUGGGACUCGACCAUAUUGGGCAUUCGCUGGGCGGUGAAAGUAAUAUUCUCCAUAAAAAAUUGAAAGAAAUGGAUGGAAUCAUUGAAAACAUUUAUGACACGUUAGUUCGUGUUCAUAAUUCGAAUUUUUCCAUGCUCAUUUUUGGCGAUCAUGGUAUGACCGAAGCAGGUAAUCAUGGAGGAUCAUCGGAAAAAGAAGUUAAUGUGCCAUUAAUAUACAUUGAUGGACAAAGAAUCCAAGGUGCUCGAUCUAUAUUAUUUUCUGCAAUUUAUUCUAUUGAACAGAUCGAUAUCGUACCUACUCUAGCAUCAAUAUUCAACUUUGAAAUUCCUGUUAAAAGUCUUGGCAUAACGUUUGUUGAUCAAUUAGUGCCAAGAAAAAGAAAAAAGGACUAUCUUAUGCCAUUGGUAUCGUUAUUGAAAAACAGUUAUCAGAUAACUGGACUUCUGGAUGUUGCAAAUGCACACUUGAAUAAUUGUAUAGAAGAUUGUAUCAAAAAUCUGGAGGGAUUUUGUCACAAACGCAACUUGUCUCAAAUAUCGCUAGCAUCUAAUAUUGCAAGUUGUAAGAAGUCUCUUCAUUCUGUGCAAGAAAAAUUGAUGACAAAGGAAGCUGCGUUCAAAAGCUUUUCAUACAUUUUUUUGGGGAUUUGUAUAUCAAUCAUGGUCUCAUGCAUUUCUAUAUGGUUAUUGUUCAGUACAGUCGCUAUAGCACAAACGGUUGCAAAGACGCAUAAUGAGCCUUUCAUGAAUGGUUAG
Messenger RNA from Dracunculus medinensis (Guinea worm), 1359 nucleotides. The record is from the annotation of a GenBank genome assembly. NCBI's taxonomy places the organism in Eukaryota, Metazoa, Nematoda, Chromadorea, Rhabditida, Dracunculidae.